Cladocopium goreaui is the source of this 405-nucleotide messenger RNA. NCBI's taxonomy places the organism in Eukaryota, Dinophyceae, Suessiales, Symbiodiniaceae. The record is from the annotation of a GenBank genome assembly.
AUGCCAUCCAAACGACGCAACAACGGCCGCUCCAAGCAUGGCCGCGGCCACACCGCCAUUGUGCGCUGCUCCAACUGCUGCCGCUGCGUGCCCAAGGACAAGGCCAUCAAGCGCUUCCAGGUGCGAAACAUGGUGGACGCCUCGUCUCAGCGAGAUUUGAGGGAGGCCAGUGUGUACCAGACCUUUAUGCUUCUCGGCUGCGGAGCAACGAUGGAGAUGUUGCCCAAGCUCUACAUGAAGAUGCUCUACUGUCACCUGGUGGCAAGCGUGAGCUUUUCCAGCCUUCGUGUGUCCUGCGCCAUCCACGGUCGCGUGGUCCGCGUGCGCAACAAGGUGUUGCGCGCCAGCCCCGAAGGUCGCAUCUACAAGCCCCCCAUGGGCAAGGGCGGUGGCAAGGGCAACUGA